UAAAACUUUAUUGAUUAUGAUACAGAAAGUAAUACAACUCAAUUAAUUGAUAAAGAACGUUAACUGCUCCAAUCCUCCAUCAAACAUACUAGCUGAUGGACUGUGUCAACUAACCUGUGGCACCAACGUGUUAGGAAUAAGUGCCAGAUAUUGGAUUUGUACACAAGUAUUAAGACAUUGUCCAAACACAUAAAAAACAACUUCUCGGAUUGUUGUUACUGGAUUAUUAUAAUAUCGGAAGUAAUUAAGAAGUGCGGAUAUUAAAGUCAAUUAGUUAAUAACACUUUUAACGUCACAAACAUUCUGGAGUGCUGUGUUUCAAGCUAGCAGCUUUACUUAAAGUUAUAAUCAUUAAACUAUUGAAAGGUCACCGUCCAUCAACUUAUAUACAUCUUAAAUCAUGAACACCAGGAAACAAAUAACACGGAUUUAUAACUAUACUUUACUGGCAGAAGGUAAACAAAUGUAUUGCAGUCUUCAUCGAUGUUUAAUCAGCUGUGAAUGUCAAUAUUGAGACAAAUUGAUACAAGAGGAAAACUGUACAGAGCCAAUGUAAAGCUGGCUGUUAUAGAUAUUGGACAACAACACAUACAUGUAGCGUAUAUACAUGUCGUCUGAGAUCACUUACAGCCAAAGCAAAAUGGAUAAUGAAAGGGAACACCUCAUGAUGACUUCCGGCGAUGACAAGAAGACCACUGCUAAUCGACAAAACCUGCAGUUGUCUCGACAUGUUUACACACUAGAUGAUUACGAUCGAGCCUAUCCCGCCCCAGCCCGACAAGAGUUUAGUAUUGUUCGGACAAUCAAAAACAAAUGCACAUGUACCGCAGCAGAUAUUCUUAAAACUAUAUUGUCUUACUUCCCGGUGAUUGAUUUUGCUAAAAAAUACAGAAUAAAGGAAUCCAUCCUUGGCGAUUUCCUUGCAGGAUUGACUGUAAGUUUCAUGCAUCUGCCACAGGCAAUGGCCCUCGGUAUUUUAGCUUCAUUGCGACCGAUCCAUGGCCUCUACACUACGUUCUUCUCUGUUCUCGUCUACAUGAUAUUUGGAACUUCCCCUCAAAUAUCUUUCGGUACGAACGCCGUUAUGGCCCUUCUCACAGCCACUGUAAUUGAACGUGAAGCGGACAUAUUUACUGCCGCUCGACAAGCUGCUAACGAAUCUAUGCCGACUGAUGACGAAAUUAUGGAGAUUAAACUUGGGACAUCGAUGGCUUGCUGUUUUCUUGUAGGGCUUAUCCUGAUGUGUAUGGGUCUUCUAAAGUUUGGUGUAAUCACUACAUACUUGUCUGUUUCGUUUGUUGGAGGGUUUACAACUGCUGUGGCUUUUCACGUUGCGUCAAGUCAAGUUCCGAAAGUAUUUGGGAUUAAUGUACAGACGUUUGAAGGUGCUGGGAAGCUAUUUCGAAUGUACAUUGACUUGUUCUGUAAUAUUGCACAAACAAACGCUGCAGAGUUUAUAAUUGCAAUUGUGUGUAUGUUUACUUUGUUAUUAGUAAAAAUUUGCAUCAACGAAAAGUUCAAGGACAAGAUGAAGAUACCAGUUCCAAUAGAUCUCAUCGUAGCAAUUGUCGGUACUAUAAUAUCUCAUUUUGCAAACUUCAAAGACGUAUUUGGUGUGAAAGUUGCCGGUGAGAUACCGAGUGGUUUUAACCCGCCAGCUCUGCCAUGGUUACGGAAUGCUGGAAGGUUUGCUAGUGACGCUUUUGUUAUGGCGAUCCUAUCACUUACAAUGAGCAUCUCAUUAGCGAAGCUAUGUGCAAACAAACACGGAGUUGUCAUUGACGAUAACCAGGAACUUUUUGCUUACGGGGCAAGUAAUUUCGUGUCGGGAUUUUUUCACAGUUUUCCUUCCGCAACUGCUCCGCCAAGGACAAUGAUUCUAAGUACCCUCGGGGCCAAAACCACACUAAAUGCCAUACCAACAUCAGUGUUCAUUCUUCUUGUAAUUAUGUUCAUAGGACAGUUAUUCGUGUCUCUUCCUUUAUCGUUGAUGGCAGCUAUGAUCAUCAUAUCCAUGAAGGAUCUUCUGUUACAGUACAGAAACUUGCCUCGCAUUUGGAGAAUUAACAAAAUCGAUUUCGUUAUCUGGAGUGUUACAAAUUCCGUAAGUAUCCUUGUUGAUUUGAAUUAUGGGAUACUCGCUGGGGUUGGAAUCUCCAUAUUCCUUAUUAUCCUUCGAGAUCAGUGUGCGAGCGGUAAAAUAGUUGCACGGGCAUCGAACGAAGACAUACUAAUACAUGCACGAGGAGUCGAGCAAACCUCGAGCCUGAGGAUUUUUAAAGUUCCUACCAAUUUGUAUUUCGCCACCGCUGAAAGAAUCAAAGCUCAAAUCUACAAACACAUCACUAACCCAAACAAGAAAAUCACUGUAAACCCAAAUGCAACAGAUCAAUCAGUCAACGUUAAGUAUGGUUUCGUGGAAUCUAAGGGACAAGUUGACGGCAAAGACAAUCGUUCUACCAUAAAUGUUAACAUGGAAUCAGCAGCCUGCUUGAAAAGCGACAAGAUUGAGACAGUCGUGAUUGACCUAUCCUCUGUCCAUUAUAUUGACAUGGCUGGGCUCGGAGUUCUGCAACAAGUGACCAACGUAUAUAAGGAUAUGGGGAUCAACGUGUGUUUGGCAGGUGUGCAGAUUGACGUUGCGGAUACUCUGAAAGCUGGUGACUUCUUUAAAACGUUCCCAAAAUCUGCGGUUUAUUAUGACGUGUUUGAUGCGCUGGAGGCAAACAUGACAGAAUCUAAAUUAUAAUGUUCUGAAAAAUGUAAUGUAAUAAUCACAUCAGAGUAUAAUCACAACUGGACUUCUAUUUCUAACAAAAAAUCAAAUAGUGCCGGUUUUUUUGCUCAUGCAUUCAGUCCGUAAUUUUCUAUGUAUUUGUAUAAUGAACUCAAGGCAAAAAUAUUACAGUUGCGGUCAUAGCUGUACUAAAUAUAUUAUAAACAGAUUUUAAACUAAGGGUUCUGUAAUUCUGACAAAACAAUUGUUCACAUGAUAUUAUGUAUGUCUAUUUAACUCCAUUAUAUCUAAAACAAAGGUGUAUGCAUUAAAGAACCAGUUACGUGAAAACAUAUUGUGGUGUCGUACUUUCAUUAAUUUAAAACAAACUUUCAACAUGCAUGAUAUCAACAGGUUGGAUGUAUACGGAAAAUAACUAUAAGGUUGUCAACAUAUUAAGAUACACCUUGUUUAUUAAAUUGGAAAUUGUUUACAGUGACAUUGUUUGAACAAUCACAAUUAUAUUAUAAUAUCUUAAUCAAAUUACUGUAUAAAGAGCUUCAAUAAGUGACAAACGAGAGACAUUACAUUAGGUAGCUUUUAGCUUUCUGUUCGACAAUUUAAAAAUCUUUAUCAUCUAACAUUUAUCUGAUAUGCUUGCCUCAUUGUAAUGUUGAUAUAUUAUACUGAA
Messenger RNA from Mya arenaria, 3407 nucleotides. RefSeq names its product sulfate transporter-like. Lineage: Eukaryota; Metazoa; Mollusca; Bivalvia; Myida; Myidae. The transcript is spliced from 2 exons. Gene Ontology annotation, molecular function: bicarbonate transmembrane transporter activity; chloride transmembrane transporter activity; sulfate transmembrane transporter activity. Gene Ontology annotation, cellular component: membrane. Gene Ontology annotation, biological process: transmembrane transport. The record is from RefSeq and is a predicted model, not a curated record. The coding region runs from base 608 to 2749 and encodes 713 amino acids.